AUGGGGGCGAAGCUGCAGGUCCAGCUGCUUCAGGCUCGGAACCUGGCAGCUAAGGACAGCAACGGUCUGAGCGAUCCGUACGUGCGGAUGCAGGUCGGCCGGAGCAAAGCGCGCAGCAGCACAGUGUAUAAGAACCUCAAUCCGACGUGGAAUGAGGAGUUUCUAUUUAGAACGGAUAACCUUGAAACGGAUGUUCUCCUCGUGACCGUGUGGGACGAGGAUUACUUAGGAAAAGCGGAUUUUCUGGGUCAAAUGUCGGUGCCGGUAGCUGCGGUGGCGGCUGCGGAAGGGAAGAGUCUCCCGCCGACGUGGUAUCCGCUCAAGAAGAAGAGCGAGCGGUCUCGCUCCUUCGUCUCAGGCGAAAUCCUUAUAGAGGUCUCACUAUGGGGCCUCGUAUCCCACGCGGCUCAAUCCCAAACCGCCAGCCCUGUCAGCUCAACCGCCCUCUCCCCCUACUCCUCCACCCCAUUCUCCAUCACCCCUCCCUCCACCUCGCACACCCCAACUCUCCCGCUCCUCACCUCCUCCUCCUCCACACCAUCCUCCCUCUCUUCCACCCCCGACAACUACCACCCCAACCCAGUCGACCCGGCUUACAACCCGCCAGCCAAUUUCCAGCUCCUGCAUCCGGACCAGAUGGGCCUCACAACAAUUCCCUCCGAGCCACAUUCCCCAACCUCCUCCGCUGACUCGACCGCGUCCGCGCCUGGCGGGCUGGGCUCGCUGUCACUCUGGCUGUCAGGGCCCCUCUCCUCCACCUGCUCCUCCGCUGCUUCAGGCUCCCUCACCUUCCACUCUGGGCCUUUGAUGCUGACUGGGGUGCCGCCUGCUGCUUCAGACUCGCGGCCUCCUGCCCCUGCACCGGCCCUCCCGCUGCCUCCUGCAACGAGUUCUUCCUCUGCUGAGGCCGACAGCACUGCACCUCUUCCUUUACUGAAUGGGGGGAGCUCCUCCUCCGCUCCUCCUACUCCUGCCUCAGACAGGAGCGAUGCAUCAACCCCCCUUGCCAACCUUGCGUCACCCACCGACACCCAGAUCGUACCUCAUUCCAUCGACUUGCACCCAGCAACCACUGCAGCAUCCCACGCCAUCCAGCACUCCGCCUCCGCCCCUGCCCGCCCCUCCAAGUCCCACUUCUUCCACUCAUUCACCCUCUCAGGAGCCUCCAAGUCCAAAUCCGAAACCUCCAUGCGCGGCCACGUCAGCACCAUAUCCGAAUCCUCCGACGAAUCCUCCUCCCCCAUACCCCACAGCGCCCUCGCCUCGGCGCUCCUCCCCCACGCCGCAACCAUCAACACCCCCCCUCCACACCACCACUCCUCUAAAGACCCAGCAAACACCGAGGUCGUCUUUCCAGGAGCGAAGUCCGUGGGGCUGAGACAGCGCUUGUCUGGCUUCACCUCCUCCUCGAAGGCUUCCCGCAGAGCCUCGGAGCAGCAGCAGCAGGGGCCGGUGCACGCGCUGCCGAAUCAGCGCUCUGUGUCGUCCUUCCUGCCGCGCCGCCGCUCCUCCUCCUCUGAAAACGCCCCCGUGAGGGCCAGUAAGAGCACGGAGGGUGCUGCUGCGUCUCCCCUGCCGAAAUCCGGGAGUGUAACGGGGGGUGGGGCAGGAAGUGGGGGUUCGGGAGCAAGUUCAGGGGACGAUGGGGGCGAGAAGGGGGAAGGGACGGGGGCGGUGGGGGGGUUGGGCGGAGGGGAGAGCCUGGUGCCGCUGUCGUGGUUUGAUGGGGAUGUUAAGGGGGUGGCUUCUAUGGGGGAUAUGCCGGCAGCGCUGGGGGGAGGGGUGGUGGUGGAGCAGUGGUAUGGCGUGCCGGCCCAUGAGCUGAACGGGAUUCUCUUCAAGCCUGACUCCGACUUCUAUGCUGAGUUCACUGCCGGAGGAAAUGCCAGUGGGAAGGGUGCAAGAGGAAAAGGACCCUGGAUUGAAGGUGAUGCGGCUGCAGUUCCCUCCCUAGCCGACUCCCUCCCCGCCACCAUCACAACGGCCAACUCGCCCGCCUCUCCUCCAAUCAGCUCGCGGGUAGUCCGAUACAUGACUGCGCCCUCCUCUUUGGUCAAGUCUGUACUCGCUACAGAGCUGAUGCGUUACAGCAGGGCAGACGCGGGGGGUUAUCUGGUGGAGGUGUAUGUGGCAACGCCUGACGUACCGUAUGGCAACACGUUCCGCACAGAAAUGCAGUUCUGCAUCACACCGUCACCAGGUACCACCUCUCUCUUGCCCUCCCUCCACUCCCCCACGCCUGACGUGCCGUAUGGCAACACGUUCCGCACUGAAAUGCAGUUCUGCAUCACACCGUCACCAGGUACCACCUCUCUCUUGCCCUCCCUCCACUCCCCCACGCCUGACGUGCCGUAUGGCAACACGUUCCGCACUGAAAUGCAGUUCUGCAUCACACCGGGACCAGACGGCAGCAGCUGCCAGCUGCGUGUGUCAUGGGCGCCGUGCUUCCUGCAGAGCACCAUGAUGAAGGGCAUGAUCGAGAACGGCAUGCGCUCGGGACUCAAAGACACCUACGUUGCUUACCAGACGAUCCUGUCCAAAUACGCUGCACCUGCCACCACCCCUCUCGGCUCCUCCUCCGCAUCUGCCCUCCUCCCCGAGCCUCCGCCGAAGCAGCCCCUGAUGGCUCGGCUGUUCAAUAUCCUUGGGCACUUUUCCAUGCUGCUCUUCUUUGUCUCCCUUAUAGUGCUCCCCACGCACUUCAUACAGCGCGCCAAGGGCCUGCCAGGCGUGCAGUUUCUGCUGCUGGACUUGCCUGACGGGGUGAUGGAGCUGCUGUGCACGGCUGUCAUUGUGCUCUCUGCUGAGAGGGCUCUGUUUCGUCUAAGGAAUAUCAUCACUUCACGGCUUCUAAGAAGGGGGGACCAUGGGAAGAAGGCGGAGGGAGAGGGGUGGCUGUUGACAGUGACGCUGGUGCAAGGGGAGGGCGUGGGGGAGGCAGGGGGACUCGGCGGCAAGAGCGAUCCCUAUGUGGUGUUCACAUGUAAUGGCAAGACACGCACGAGCUCUGUCAAGCUGCAGACCAACCGCCCGGUGUGGAACGGCAGAGGUGGACCUCGUGAGAUCGAGCGCCCAGGAGCUCUCAGACCUCUGGGUGCUGCUGCUGGGAGGGCAACAAGCCCUUCCCCCACCCCAACUCCCUCCCCCCUCCUCUCCCCAUCCCCUUCCCCCACCCCAACUCUCUCCCCUCUCCUCUCCCCAUCCCCUUCCCCCAUACCUCCAGAGGUGCUGUCCUUUGACGCGUUUGAGGACCCGCCCUCAACACUAGACGUGGAGAUCUUUGACUACGACGGCCCUUUUUCCGCGCCAACGGCCCUGGGGCAGGCAGAGGUGGACCUCGUGAGAUCGAGCGCCCAGGAGCUCUCCGACCUCUGGGUGCCGCUGCAGGGAGGGCCGAGGGCAGAGGCGCGCAAGGGAGGCAAGGCGCCGGGGCAGGGGCAGGGGCAGGGGCAGGGGCCGGGGCAGGGGGUGGAGGCGAGGCUGCAGCUGAGGGUGCUGCUCACGAGUACGAGUGAGGCGUCUCCACCGAUGAUUCUUGAGAGGAUCAGCAAGCAAGUCGGCAAGGAGCUCCUGCGUAUCUCCGACGAGAAGAACACGGCUUUCCAUAACUUAUUCGACCUGCCCGACAACGAGCCGCUUAUCAACGACUUCUCCUGCGCGCUCAAGAAGAACCUCCUCUCGCAGGGCCGGCUGUUCCUGUCGCCCCGCCUGCUAGCCUUCCAUGCAUCCCUCUUCCGAGGCCGCCUGUUCCUCUCCCCGCGCCUCCUGGCCUUCCACGCGUCUCUCUUCCGAGUGCGCAUAAAGGGUCGUCUCUUCCUCUCGCCCCGCCUCCUAGCCUUCCACGUGUCCCUCUUCCGAGUGGGCAUAAAGCUGGCGGGUCGCCUCUUCCUCUCCCCGCGCCUCCUAGCCUUCCAUGCGUCUCUCUUUCGAGUGCGCAUAAAGCUAGCAGUGCGUUGGGAGGAUAUAGACGAGCUGAAGGGGACCGCGCCCUCCAUCCACUCCAUCAACCCAUGGACUUGCCACGCUCAUACUGCCUCACCGUUACCCCCUCUCUCCCACACUCCCCUUCUCUCCUCUCCCCAACCUCCCUCCCCUCCCCUCCCUCCCUUCCCCUCCCUCCCCCCCUCACAGGGUCGCCUCUUCCUCUCCCCGCGCCUGCUAGCCUUCCAUGCGUCCCUCUUUCGAGUGCGCAUAAAGCUAGCAGUGCGAUGGGAGGACAUAGACGAGCUCAAGGAGAAUGCGCCCUCCAUCCACUCUAUCAACCGCCUCCUCAACCCCUCCAUCACCAUCUACGUCAAGCCGGGCCGCGGCGGCCCCGACACGCGCAGCGCCGCGUACGGGAUCGAUCCUUCAGGGCGGCUCAAGAUUCGCUUCCAGUCCUUUGCUCGCCCCACCAUUGCCUUCCGGUCAGUGUUUCAGCCCACAUUACCUUCUGUUAGCAGCGUUGUGGCGCCACAGGGCGCUGCCCCCCGAGCAGGCUGUGAUGCCCACAGGCCUACUUAUCCCUCCCCAACUCCCCCCCAUCCGCCCCAUCCCUCCCCAUCCCAUCCCCUCCCCAUCUCUCGCCCUCUCACUCCUCCUCCCAGGCUGAUCACAGCGUUGUGGCGCCACAGGGCGCUGCCCCCCGAGCAGCAGCUAGAGAGAGCCAAGGAGGCCGCCAGCGCUGCCGCUGCUGCGGAGGCAGGCGGGGCAGAUGGAGCGGCAGCGACAGGAGCAGGGGGGGCGGGGGCAGCGGCAGGGGCAGGGGCGGCGGAGGGGGGAAAGGAGGGGCUGGAGGGGGUGUUGUUGCUGGCAGUGGUGGUGGGGCAGUGGGGAGUGACGGUGGAGCAGUUCCUGGCGAUGACCGAGCAGCAGCAGCUGCAGCACAAGGCAAGGUGGCCGACACAAACUCAACGCUCAUGCCCGCUCGUGCCCCCACUCACUCACCCACAAUCACAGGUGGACCAGUUCCUGGCGAUGACCGAGCAGCAGCAGCUGCAGCGCAAGGUGGCAGACGCCACCGGCCAGACCCACCUGGAGGUCUCCGAUUGGGUGGCAGUGGACGGUGCGCCGCCCGGUGCCGCCCGGCGGCAGCGCAACAUCAAGUUCAAGUUCUCCCGCCAGAUGUCGCCGUUUGGAACCACCGUGUCGGGCGUGCAGCAGGCCACUAAGGAUGCGACACCUGGCAUGUGCACGUGGGCGAUGCUGGAGGAGUCCAUCACUCUGCACCAAGUGCCCUUUGGGGACUACUUCCAGGUGGAGACCAAGAGGGAGCUCAAGUCACAGCAGCUUCUGAAUGGGAAGGAGGAUGUGAGUGCGGAGGAUAAGGCACAUAGACUUAAUGAGCGGGUGCGCACCUGGUUCCCCUCGGCGCAGCUGGCGGCGCUGCUGGUGGAGCGGGGCGGGUGCGAGUUCCCCAUCCAGCUGAACGCGCGAGGCGCGCUGGAGGGUCCGUGGGUGAAUCAUUCCUCGCACGACCACCACGCCCUCCUCGACCUGGUCUCUCGCUCCUCCUCGUCGUCCUCCUCGUGGGAUCGGCGGCACGCGUUUGCGUCGGACGCGGACGGGGGGCGGGUGGAGGAGGCGGAGUUUUACUCCCCUGCGCGGUACCAGGCGAUGGGGAAGGUGGUGGCGGCGGAGGAGGGGGAGGACGACGGCAAGGCGCCGUGGGGCCACGUGGUGGAGGGGCUGCUGACGGCCGGCACGCUCAGCACGGGGAAUCGGCUCACGCUGGCGUUUGCACGGCUGGCUGAGAGGUUCCUGGCGUCGUGGGUGCGGAUUGAUGGCAUCAGCAAGGGGUUGGGAAAGGCGGGCAUGGUGAAGCAGAUCAUGUUCCCAGCCAUGGCCGUCAACCCCAAGAUGCAGCCAUGCCUGGCGCAUGUGCGCAUAGUGCUAGGUCGUGUGUACUUCCGCUACGGCUCCUUCCUGGAAGAUCCACGCAAGCUCAAGCGUGUGAACCUGGCAGUGAAGAUGAUCCUGCACGCCAUCACUGCAUACGACCUCCGAUCACUGCGAGCGGAGCUAUUCAUAAACGCGUGUGACAAGCCCGUGAGUUUCGACAACUCGCUCUCCUCGGGCUGUUCCGGCUUCCCCGUCUUCAGCACGCAGUGGACCCCCGGCUCCACCGACAUUCUCUUCCCCGACCCCCUCGACCUCGACUAUUCCCCACCACAGCACACUGAGCACGUGCCCUGGGGCAAGAAGGAAGGCAGGGCAGUGUGGCGGGGCAGUGGGUUUGAGUUUCAGCUGAAGCCCUACAACUGGGCCUCCAGCUUCCGCCUGCGCCUGCACCGAACCUCCGACUCUCGCCCGGACCUGCUGGACGCUCGGAUCUCCAGAUUUGGCCCGAUAGACCUGGCCGACCCUAAAGAGUUGCUCAAGAAGAACGGGUUUGUAUUGGCGGAGGAGAUGGAGGAGGGGGUGAAGGAGAGCACGUUCAAGUAUGUGGUUGUGGUGGAUGAGAUGGUGGGCUCUCGUGACACGUGUCGCGCUCUGAGUGGCCAGCAGGCCAUCAUUCGGCACCACUCGGGCUUCAUGCAGUAUUUUGAGCCGCUCAUGCUGCCCGGAGUACACUACAUCCCCGUUACACACAGCUUCACGGAUUUGGUGGCAGCAGUGGAGUGGAUGAGGCAGCACGACGAUGCAGUGCACACCAUGCUGCUCAACGCAAACGAGCUCGCCUCUCAUGUGGAUAUGACCAAGGUAAAGAAGGAGGUGAUGCAGCCAUGGAUAGCCAAGAGGGUGACUGAGCUUCUGGGCGUGGAGGAUGAAGUGCUCAUCAAUUUUAUUUACAGCCUGCUAGAGGGCAAGAAGGUGGACGGCAAGCAGGUCCAGAUUCAGUUGACCGGUUUCAUGGAGCGCCACACGGCGCGCUUCAUGCGCGAGCUCUGGUGCCUGCUGCUCAGCGCGCAGGCCAACGUCAGCGGCAUCCCGCAGAAGUUUCUCGACGAGAAGGCGGAGGAGACGAGGAAGAAAAAGGAAGCGGAGCAGCGCAUUUUGUCGGAGAUUGGGCGCAAGAAGGGGAUGCAGCAGGGCUCGUUGCUGGGCCCUGGGACUGCCGCUGCUUCCAUCCCCGGCGUGGACGUGGAAGCUGCUCGACGGAAGGCCGCAGAGGCAGCAGCGCGCCUCACGGCUGCCCUCCUCGGACAUCCCGCUCCCGCCGCCGCUGCUGCUGCUCCCGCUCCUGCUCCUGCGCCUGCGGUACCAGCGCCGGCUGACCCAGCCGCUACUGCUGCCGGCAACGCUGCCGUCGCCGCCGCCACGGCCGCUGCGGCUGCGUUCACGGCGCAGGCUGCUAAGCUGGCGCAGGAGAAAGAAGCAGCCGCAGCAGCAGCUGCUGCUGCUACAGCUGCUGGUGGUGAUGGUGGUGCCACAGGAACAGGUCAAGGGCAGGAGGAUGAGAGGCCAGAUGGUGUAGGAGCCGCUGUUGCUGCUGAUGUUGCUGAUGAUGACGAUGAUGCAGGUGGUGGCGAAGGAAAAGCGGAGCAGGAUCAGGCCCCCUUGCCCCCCCCUCCUCGUAACCGCUUCCCCGCCCGCCGUCGCCAUCGCUCCCGCUCUUUCUCCCCCGAGCGCCGCUCCCGGUCCCCACCCCGCCACCGCCGCUCCGCGUACCGCUCCCCCCGGCGCUCCCCCCCGCCGUCGUCCUACCGCAGCAGCCGCUACCGCUCCCCGCCUAGAAGCCGCGGGUACCAGCGCGACGGGCGGUCGCCGCCAGGGGACUAUCGGCGCAGAGGGGGGGGGUCCCGAUCACCCCCCCCUCGUCGUUCGUCCCGGCAGGAGGAGUCGUUUGCGCGGAGUAAGGGCGGCAGGGAGGAGUAUGGUGAUGAAUAUGGUGACGAGGAGGACGAGGAGGAGUAUGAAGAGGACGUGCGGGGUGUUGUGCGCAAGGAGGCUAGGAAAGGAGGAGCAGGGUGGCGAAAUGUGGAGGAGGACGAGGCGGAGGAAGACGGGGAGGAGGAAGACGGGGAGGAGGAUGGGGAAGGCAAGGGGGUCCGGAAGGGCAGGGCGGGUCGAUUGGUGGAGGAUGAGGGGGGAGACGACGAGGUGAUGGUGAGAGGAAGGGGCCGCGGUGACGCGGGGAGAAGUGCCAAGGGCAGUGCAGGUGCGGGUAGGCAUGGGGGGAGGGAUGGGGGAAGGGGUGGGGGAAGGGAUGGGGGGAGGGAUGGGGGAAGGGGUGGGGAAAGGGGUGGGGGGAGGGAUGUGGGCAUUGCAUCCCCCGAUGCUGACGAGAGUGAGGGCGACGAGCCGAAUGGCCGUCUGGGUGCUUCCGAAAAGUCUGGUGGCAGGAAGGAGAGCGAAGGCCGAAGGGGGAGGGGUGGGGUUGAGGAGGAGGGGGAUGAGGAGGAGGAAAGGUGGGGUGCGGACGGGGAGAGGAGGCAGGGUGAAAGGGGGAGGUAUGUGGCGCGCGGAGGGGAGGGGAGCGGUUACGAGGGGCGUCCGCGUGAGAGGCGAGAUGAGGAAAGGGGCGCAGGAAGGGGGGAGGGGCGCGGAGGGCGGAGAGCAGGGUACGAGGAUGAAAGGGGAGGGGAGAUGCGAGAGAGGCCAAGGGGUUUUAGCAGCAAGGGUCCUAGCAGCAAGGGGCCUAGCCGUAGGGAGGGGCCAGGGGAGGAUUGGGAGGAGGAGGGAGGUGCUGGUGGCGGUGCUGGUGGCGGUGCUGAUGCAGGUGAUGCGCGGGGUCGUGGUGAUAGGCAUGAGGAUGGAAGGGGUAGGAGAGAUAGGAGGGGCAAGGAGCAGAGCGAGGAGGAAGCUGGAGAGGAGGAGGAGGAGGGGGAUGAGGAGGCAGGGGGGAGUCAGAGGCAGUCUCGCAGCUUCCGCUCUUCCCAAGAACCAUCUGCCUCUCUACAAGAUGCUUCCCCUCCCUCCUCCGGUUCUCCCUCCCCCCGCCGUCCGACAAGGGAGGCUGGGACACGAGGGGACGGGCAGGGAGGUCAGAUGGGUGGUGAGGGGUUUGGGAGGGUUGGGAGUGAUGAUUGGGAGGAGGAGGAGGAGGAGGGGAUGAAUAGUCACAUCAUCCCCGGGACGCUUUUCCUGCUAGUGGGGCUGUGGCACCUGCGAUGCAGCAUUAAGAAUUACCUCGCGGCGCCGCGAGCCUUCGUGUCGCGACUAUGGCAUCCCGCGCCGCUACCCGGCCACUGGGCGCGGCUCGAGCUGUACAUUAUAGUAGUGGGGUCGUUCCUAGAUAUGGGUUUAGUCGAGCUCGGAGUCGGAACGGGGUUCCAUCCGAUCGAGAAUGGCGGAGUCGCGCCCGGCCACCUGAAUAACUUCGAGCACGCGGCGAUGCUGCUAAUGUUCUUCCUGCUCGGCUGCGCCCUUCUCAUCAGCGAAACCACCAGCCUGCUCCCCCUCCCUCUGGGUGCGUUCCACAUCCUAGCAGCGCUCGCAUUCUUCUGUGAGGGGAUGCUCUUCACUCUCCACUCCACGGCGCACCACGGCCUCGAGCCGCGCUACCACAUGCUGCUCGCCAUCGCCAUUGCCGCCUGUGUCGUGUGUGCGCUGCUGGCCGCUGCCAUGCCGCACUCCUUCCUGCUCGAUGCCGUUGGCAGCGGCGCGAUCGUCCUGCAGGGGCUCCUGUUCUGGCAGACCGCCAUGUCCCUCUAUGGUCCCAUGGUACCAGCAGGCUGCUAUCUGGGCCCUGACACCGUGCAUUGCGACUCCGAUGCAAACGAGCACCGAGCCAUGGCCCUUGCCGUGCUGCAGUUCAUCGCCCUCCUCGCCUGCAAUCUCGUGCUCUCACUCGCGUAUUACGGUGCGGUUGCGAGUGCUGCUCCUCGGUCGUCCCUUGAUCUUAUCCAUGCAACGCAUGCUGUGGAGUGUGGGGAAGGGGAAGCAAAAGAUGGUAGUGGGAGGGGGGAUGGUGGCAAGGGAGAGGUUAUGUUGGGGGCACUUAGUGCGCAUGAGGACAGUGUGGACACAGGUGUAGGUGUAGACGAGGAGAAAGGCCUUCUAUCUUAA
Molecule: messenger RNA, 9930 nt
Organism: Closterium sp. Naga37s-1
Lineage: Eukaryota; Viridiplantae; Streptophyta; Zygnematophyceae; Desmidiales; Closteriaceae
Source: the annotation of a GenBank genome assembly